This is a messenger RNA of Spathaspora passalidarum NRRL Y-27907, 1981 nucleotides long. RefSeq names its product signal recognition particle subunit. The record is from RefSeq and is a predicted model, not a curated record. Gene Ontology annotation, biological process: SRP-dependent cotranslational protein targeting to membrane. The transcript has a single exon. NCBI's taxonomy places the organism in Eukaryota, Fungi, Ascomycota, Pichiomycetes, Serinales, Debaryomycetaceae. Gene Ontology annotation, molecular function: ribosome binding; protein binding; 7S RNA binding. Bases 26 to 1927 code for a protein of 633 amino acids. Gene Ontology annotation, cellular component: signal recognition particle, endoplasmic reticulum targeting.
AUCCACAGGUAAACACUCAACCAUCAUGAGCAAUUCAAUUGCGGAUGCAUUCAAGAAGUUGCAUGUGUCACCAGAUGCAUCGCCAUCUGAGCACGAACAAAUCUUCACAAUCUCGUAUGAAUAUUUAACCAAGGUCAAAAACUACCAGGAUUUAAAAGCAUUCAAGAAUUGUUUAGUGGCAUUAAUCAACUUGGACAAGUAUCAUAAAGCUUACGAGAUCAUCAAGCAUGUUUCUAAAGACCUAGUUGGCGCUACUAAAAUGGAAGUCGGAUAUGUCUAUUACAAAUUAGGCCAUGCUAAUGAAUUGUUUGAGUUGUACAAAGAUAACACUACUGAUUCCGAAGUUGAACAAAUUGGCUGGAAUCAUAUUCUUGCUCAAACUUAUUAUAAGGUGGGAAAGUACGAACAAGCUUACGAAUUAUAUGAAAAAUUGCUUGACCUGAACAAAUUUGAUAACCCUUUAGAUUUGAUAAUCAAUCAAGCAGCUGUGGUUUCUCAAGAAAAUAUCUUAGGGGCAGGCAGAUCGGUCAAUAUCGACAAAGAUGACAAUUAUGAUUUGUUGUUUAAUCAAGCCUUGGUUGAGUUGUCUAAUAAUAACUUGAGCAAGAGUUUGCAAUUGUUGGAUCAAGCUCAUAACUUGUGUUCUUCAAAUACUGAGUGGAGUAAGCAAGAUUUGUUGGGAGAAUUGUUGCCUAUUAAGUUAACCAUUGCUUAUGUGUAUCAACUAUUAGGUGACUCCGAAAAGAGUUUGACCAUAUUGGAUGAAAUUAACCAAGAUGUUGAUUUAGUGAAUGAUGCCAUGAUCAAACUCAUCAUCAAGAAUAACUUGUAUUCACUUAAGGAUGACUACAAGGUAGGUUUGGUUGAACGCUCCUUGGAUUAUCAACCACAUUUACAAAAAUUACAACAAAAGUUGACCAAAUGGCAAUAUCAAAUAGUUUUAAAGAAUAACAUAAUGUUGAAUUACACCAGUGGUACAUUGAGUAAAUCCCAAGUAGAUAAUUUAUUCAUUAAGAGAUACCUUGAAGAUUUUCCUGGUGAUUUCUUUCCAGUGGCUUAUAGAAUUUUACUCAAGUUGGACAUUAGCUUCAAGGACUUACAUUCAAGCGCCCAAUUGAAAUCAAUAGGUAAGAAACUUGUUAAAUAUAUCAAAGAUGCAGAAGCUCACUACAAGCAAGUUGCUGUGUUGCUCUUGGUUUAUGUUCAUGCCCGCACAUCCAAGUUUGAUCAACCAUUGCCAUUCUUGGAAGCAUUGGUGGACGACGAAUUGUCUGAAGAGAAACUCACACCAGGGGUGGUUGGUACCUUAAUAAAUGUGUAUGAAGAGACUCAUUCCACCAGCAAAUUAUCUCAGUUAUUGACUAAAUUGACGGAUAAGUUCAUUGCUACAUCCCAAGAAGUGUAUUCUGACAUGUUUUACUUUGACUGUGCUAAAUUCAUUGCAUUCAAGGCAUUAAACCAAGGACAGCAUGAACAAGCAAUGAAACUUUUCCAAUAUCUAAGUACUAUCGAUGGAAAUGAUCACUUAAUCGAAUCGAUAUUGUCCAACUCCAAUGUUGAUUUAUUACCAAUUACUGAAUUAUCAUCGAGUAAACCAAUUGAUGAGAUUUUAAAUGUUGAUAUAAACGAAUUAAUUCCAACCAAAAACCAAACCAAAACAAUCACAAAGACAGUUAAUAAGGUCACUAAGAAGAAGAAGGAGCCUAAAUUUGGUCCAAGUAAGGUAUUGAAGCCAGAAGGCGAGUUUACUGUGGAUGAGGAAAGAUGGUUACCUUUGAAAUUAAGAUCUUACUAUAAACCUACCAAAAAGGAUAAGAAGAGAAAUACAGGACAAGGAUCAGUGGAACAUUCGGUAUCACUGUCUACUCCCGCAGCAACCCAUUCUUCCAGUUCUAACAAGAAAAAGAAGAAGAAGGGAAAGAAGUAGCUAUAUCAAUAGAAUGUAAUGUUAGUUUAUAACGAUGAUUGUAUCAUGUAGUUU